CUCCUCGCAACCCAACCAGCAAUAGUCUCCACUCUCAGCAACGCAACGAAUAUCACGAUCCUUGCACCAAACAACGAUGCCCUCUCCGCCUUCCUAAACUCCACUGCCGGCAUGGUAGCAGCAAGCGAUCCCGGCGCCGUCGCAGCUCUACUCACUUACCACGUUCUGCAAGGAAACUACGCUUCCUCCGCCUUCAUGAACACAUCAAUGUUCAUCCCCACCGCGUUGAGCAACACCACCUACGCCAACGUCACCGGUGGCCAACGAAUCGAGGCCCGACUUAACGGAUCGAGCGUCGAUAUCUUCUCUGGAUUAUUGCAAGAGAGUAUGGUUGUCACGCCAAAUAUAUCCUUCACCGGCGGCACCAUCCACAUAAUCUCCAGCGUCCUCGCGCUCCCCACAUCCCCGUCCAACACAGCUACAUCCCUCAACCUAACCUCCCUCGCCGGCGCCCUCACACAAGCGGACCUUGUCAGCACCGUUGACUCCCUAACCGACGUAACGAUCUUCGCGCCCUCGAACGAGGCAUUCUCAUCUAUCGGCUCUCUGCUCGGGAACCUCACCACGGAGGAAUUAACUGGUAUCCUAACUUACCAUGUGGUGAACGGGACAGUGGGGUAUAGCACCAUGCUCACCAACACGACGUUGAAGACGGUCGGCGGCGGGAACGUGACGAUUAGGGUGCAGGAUGACGGUGUGUUUGUGAAUGAGGCGAAGGUCACGGUGCCGGAUGUUUUGGUUGCGAAUGGAGUUGUGCAUGUUAUUGAUGGAGUCCUGAACCCAAAUAAUACUUCGAUUGCGCCUCCAACCUCGGGAGCUAGUACCACGUCCGCGGCGUUCACUGGCGCUUCGUCUGUUUCGUCUGUUCCUUUCACGUCACUGGUCACUCCUUCGACAACAGUAACUUCAAUCCCGACGCGCGCACCAACGAGCUCUAGUUCUUCUGCAGGAGCAGCAAUGAUGACUGGUGCUGUGGGGAUGGGUGCUCUAUUUGGUGCUGCUGUGGGCGUAAUGGGAGUCGGGGGAUUGUAA
Molecule: messenger RNA, 1032 nt
Organism: Mollisia scopiformis
Lineage: Eukaryota; Fungi; Ascomycota; Leotiomycetes; Helotiales; Mollisiaceae
Product: Fasciclin-domain-containing protein
Exons: 4
Biological process (GO): macroautophagy
Cellular component (GO): fungal-type vacuole membrane
Source: RefSeq, a predicted model, not a curated record